AUGGGAAUUCCACGUCGUCUUUUUCUCCUUGUUGGCUUUACGCCAACUGUCCGGGCUGCAAUCCACAACCUAUUUGUCGGGAACCUGUACACGCCGGCAUCGAUCCACGCACUUGAAUUCAACGAUGAGACGGAGGAACUCAAGCUGGUGCGGACACAGCCGACCGAUUCAUCACAUGCCUGGAUUGCCUUCGAUCACGCCAAAAAGAAUAUCUACGCCGCGUCUCUCAAUGAAGCUCGGAUAGCCAGUUACCGCGUGGCGAACCCUACCACGCUAGAGCUCACCAAGAGUAUCCCCGCAACCGGUGCUUGCCUCAACAAGACGAGCGCCUUCAUUGAGGGCAUGUCCAGCGAGCCGUACUAUGCGUUCUCAGCCUCAUGGCCCGCACCCGACGCCUGCGGAAUGGCGUUCUCCGUGGACAGCAACGGUGGGCUGGCUUCUGUGGUCGACUCGUGGGCCUACGCCAACGAGUCUGGGGUCCAUGGUCUCGCGCUGACCAGGCGCAACGGGAAGCAGCUGAUAUAUUCGGCCGACACCUCGGCCGACCUAGUUUGGAUCCACCAGGUCGUCCGGUCAAACGGGAGCGUGAGCGAAGUAGGCAGGUUCCCAAUGCCAUACGGGGGAAUGAACCCUCGACAUCUCAUCGUCCACCCCGGCGGGAAAUAUCUCUACGCCGUCAUGGAAGCGGACAAUAGCAUCACGCAGUUUGAUUUGGAUGUCGAGACUGGCUUGAUCAUGCAAGACAGCCUCAGGGUCAUGCUCAUACCUAUCGGUACGCAAGCGGACACCACACUCUACUGGUCUGCCGACGUCCAGCUCUCUCUUUCCGGGCGCUACCUGUGGGCUACCGCACGGGGUCGCAACGCAACAGAGACUGGCUUCAUUUCCGUCUACCUCCUCGGCGACGACGGGCGCAUUUUGAGGAGGAUGCUUCGUGUCCCGACGACGGGGGGCGGGGGUACCAACCACAUAAGCCCCGCCUUCUGGAGCGACGAGUAUGCAGCGAUGACUGACUUUGGACAAGGCUAUGUCCAGAUCUUCAAACUGGACGGCCCGCGGGAUUCGAGGGACGGGACAGAGUACACGACGGCGCGUCCCGUGGCCAAGGUUGACAUUGCCGAUGGGGGUUGUUGUGCCAACGCCAUCUGGUAUAGCUGA
Messenger RNA from Canariomyces notabilis, 1158 nucleotides. RefSeq names its product 3-carboxy-cis,cis-mucoante lactonizing enzyme. The record is from RefSeq and is a predicted model, not a curated record. The transcript has 3 exons. The coding region runs from base 1 to 1158 and encodes 385 amino acids. Gene Ontology annotation, molecular function: 6-phosphogluconolactonase activity; protein binding. NCBI's taxonomy places the organism in Eukaryota, Fungi, Ascomycota, Sordariomycetes, Sordariales, Chaetomiaceae.